Dunckerocampus dactyliophorus (ringed pipefish) is the source of this 2375-nucleotide messenger RNA. Its product is annotated as lymphocyte antigen 6A-2/6E-1-like. The transcript has 5 exons. The record is from RefSeq and is a predicted model, not a curated record. NCBI's taxonomy places the organism in Eukaryota, Metazoa, Chordata, Actinopteri, Syngnathiformes, Syngnathidae. The coding region runs from base 7 to 645 and encodes 212 amino acids.
GAGACAAUGCAUCACCUCCUGCUAAUCUUUGGGAUUUUUCACCUCCCUAAAGUUGCCACUCUGAAGUGUUAUGAGUGUGCAGCAGGAAGCUCAGGUUCCUGCAUUGACGCAACAAAAGAGUGCCCCCCACUGGCGGAUCAGUGCGGUGCACUCAGACUAAUCGUAUACGGUGGUACGUUAUCAACCUGCGAUGAGGUGAUUGCGGAUGUCAAUGGCAAAAGCUGCACUUUUGCUGAUCACUGUGUAGAAGUCUCAGUCAAUUUCGGCGCGACCAGAACCAUCUUCACCAACAGGUGUUGCACCACGGACCUCUGCAACAGUCUGCCAGCACCCGAUAUCAGCAAGUCCAGGCCCAAUGGUAAAAAAUGCUUCAGUUGCAACGGGCUGCAGUGCACCACCUCUCUAGACUGUCAAGGCAACGAGCAUUACUGCGUCACAGCGAUUGUGGACGUCAAGGGCCAGAGCAGAACCAUGAGGGGUUGUGCCUCCAAGCAAAUGUGCUCUAAUACGCAACAACUGGCAGCACUCAUAGGAGCGCAAGUCAGCUGCUGUGAGGGCGACUACUGCAACAGUGGUAACACACAAAGAGCUGCUGGUCUCCUCCUAGUGGCCGCAACGCUGCUCUCUUUGGUGAUGUUACAUUAACCCCACACACAUCGACGUAGGCACCACACUGAAUGUAUGAAAGGAUGCAGGGCUACUUUUCCAUUUUCUAAAGCAUCCCAUGUAAUAUGCAAAGAUGUUUUUAUAUUGAAAGAAAAAAAGAGCUUCUUACCUUACCUUACACUUUUUACUAAUUUUUCCCUCAUUUUAUUUUCACAAGUAUUUCAGCUUAAAUCUUGCACAUUUUUUCUUCUAAUAUUAUGCCUUUGUUUUCAUAUUUUGGCCUUGUUAUUGUGGAGUUUGCAUGUUCUCCCCGUGCGUGCGUGGGUUUUCUCCGGGUACUCUGGUUUCCUCCCACAUUCCAAAAACAUGCAUGUUAGGUUAAUUGGAGACUCUAAAUUGUCCAUAGGUAUGAAUGUGAGUGUGAAUGGUUGUUUGUCUAUAUGUGCCCUGCGAUUGGCUGGCGACCAGUCCAGGGUGUACCCCGCCUCUCGCCCGAAGUCAGCUGGGAUAGGCUCCAGCAUACCCCCUCGACCCUAAUGAGGAUAAUCAGCAUAGAAAAUGGAUGGAUGGACGGAUGGCUUUAUUAUUGUAAAAGUUUUACCCAGCCUAAUUUCCCUAAAAUUGCAACUUUGUUUGUUUUGUUUGUUUCUCAUAAUAUUAGCGCUGUUAAAAAAAAAAAUUAUCACAUUUUUAUCCUUUAAUCUUCAAAUUUGAUGCUAUUUUUUCUCUUAACAUUAUGACUGUAUUCUGCUUAUAGUUUGUCUAUUCUCGGAAAAUGACUGCUCUUUUUUUCCAUUUUUGCUGGGUUUUUUUGUUUUCCUGUUUAACUGUAUUUUUAAAAUGUGCCGAGGGUCACAAAAAAACCCAAAAAAAACCCAGCCUCUAUUGCUUUUCCUUUCUGUUGGAGAAAGAGAAAGCAAAACCCAGACAUGCCACUUCCUUUGGACCCGCUUUCAAGUGUACAAACGUGUGACAGAUAUAAUGGUAGCAUCUCAACCUAACUUUAGUUUUGAAAUAAAAUAGCACCCUGACAUAUUUACAAUUCCAACAAUGUGUCACAUUUUGUUCUUCCUGUUUUGAUUGUGAAUAGACUUUUUAAACACCUCAUUCUCAGUUCCUAUUUGCUUCCUUUCUCAUCAGCGACUUUUAUUUGAGCUCAUCGCUUUUUGUUUUGCAAAAACAGAAGCAUUUGUAUCACUUCUAUAUUAAAUUGAUAGGACACAAAGCAAGUACUACAUACUGUGCGUGUCUAUGGUCACGAAUUAGGACUUGUUGAGUCUUCAGCAGUUCCCAUACACGUUGAGGUCUGCUGUAUUUUCAUAGUCGUCAGCAUCAGUCAGGUCCUGUGAUGAAUUUCGAGUUGUUACUGUCACAAAAGUGGAUGGUGUAUGUUUUUAGGAGUACAACAUUUCUACAAAUAUUACCUCUUUGUAAUUGUAGGAUUUGGGCUGGCUGUUUCCCCAUAACAGGAAGACAGGAAGAAAACAGUUUUAAAAAUACCAUUUAGUUUUCUGUGUUAUUUUUCAGUCAAUUUAAUGAAUGUUACCUUUUAGGAGAUGGUACAAAAGGUUUGCAGAACUUCGGUCCAGCAGCAGAUUUGGAACUACUGGGCCUGUAGGUCGCAUUUAUGUGACUUUACUAUAAGACUGCUUAGCAGAGGUGAGAGCAAGUCAGUGUUUUGCAAGUCUCAAGUCUUGAAUCUCAAGAUGUCAAGUAAAGACGUGAAAGUCCAAGUCAAAUCAUAGACUGGAAAUUUUCAAGUCCUUACA